Messenger RNA from Vigna unguiculata (cowpea), 675 nucleotides. RefSeq lists its product as uncharacterized. Lineage: Eukaryota; Viridiplantae; Streptophyta; Magnoliopsida; Fabales; Fabaceae. The record is from RefSeq and is a predicted model, not a curated record. Gene Ontology annotation, biological process: rRNA base methylation. Gene Ontology annotation, molecular function: rRNA (uridine-N3-)-methyltransferase activity. Gene Ontology annotation, cellular component: cytoplasm.
AUGGGAGAUAAAAGAAUAAAUCACUAUCGUAGUUCUCACGAGAUUUUGUUAGUGGGAGAAGGAGAUUUCUCAUUCUCACUAUGUUUGGCUAGGGCAUUUGGCACAGCCAUAAACAUGGUUGCUACCUCUCUAGAUUCUAGAGCAUCUUUAAGGAAGAAAUAUGGAAGUGCAUUGAAGAACUUGAAAGAACUUAAAGAUCUUGGAUGUACCAUUGUGCAUGGAGUUGAUGUGCACACAAUGUUGGAACACCCACUUCUCGAAGAUCUUUAUUUUGAUCGUAUAGUUUUUAAUUUUCCUCAUGCUGGUUUCACUUAUCGUGAAAGUGAUGACCGUCAAAUUAAGCUACAUAGGGAUUUAGUGCGUGGAUUUUUGUGCAAUGCUAAAUUCAUGCUUAAAAAAGGAGCAGAAAUUCACAUUACUCACAAGACAGCACACCCUUUCAGUAAAUGGAAUAUCAAAGGGUUGGCUAAACGUCAGAGUUUGUUGUUGGUGGAAGAAGAUGAGUUUUAUCUGCAUCUUUACCCUGGUUACAGUAACAAGAAAGGAGAUGGACGUAACAGUGAUGAAAGUUUCCCCAUUGGAGAGUGCAGCACGUUCAUGUUCAUGAGUUAUUUUGAUCGUCCAUUACAAAAUCAUGCUAUUGAAAAGACUUUUUGGUAUGACUUGCCAGUAUGA